Messenger RNA from Tripterygium wilfordii, 393 nucleotides. RefSeq lists its product as uncharacterized. NCBI's taxonomy places the organism in Eukaryota, Viridiplantae, Streptophyta, Magnoliopsida, Celastrales, Celastraceae. Bases 1 to 393 code for a protein of 130 amino acids. The transcript is spliced from 3 exons. The record is from RefSeq and is a predicted model, not a curated record.
AUGCCAAUAAAGGUCUUCAAAGUUGUCCGAAUUAGGUUCGAUUCCUACAAAAUCAAGAAGAAACAUUUAUUAGGAUUAUCAACACCCUGCAGUGCAAUACGAGAGCCCAGAUACUUGAAACCUGGUGUUAUGGCCCCUGCCACCGAGGUAGAGUUAGCACGACAUGUUUCGCCACUACUUCGCAUUCCUUUUGAUCCUACUGGCAUGUACAUUGACUCCUCCGAGUGUCCCAUAUGCCUAGGAUCCUUUGUAGUGGGAGAGGACGUAGUGCGCCUCUCUUGUGGUCAUAUCUUCCACCACGAGUGUGUGGAGCGUUGGCAAAGGAGGUCAGGCACAUGUCCUGUAUGUCGCCGACCUCAUAUAAAGGUUGCGCUCGAAGUUUCUGAUUUUUAG